Messenger RNA from Spirometra erinaceieuropaei, 1072 nucleotides. Lineage: Eukaryota; Metazoa; Platyhelminthes; Cestoda; Diphyllobothriidea; Diphyllobothriidae. The record is from the annotation of a GenBank genome assembly.
AUGAAUCCGCUAACAAAUACUAAAAACCAAAACUUGAUAAAUGAACGCGAACUGCGCCUUGGAUACACGGGGAAAGUUAGCAGUUGGCAUCGACAGUACAAGGACUCUGCCUGGAUUUUCAUCGGCGGCCUGAGCUACGAACUCACUGAGGGCGACGUCAUUUGUGCCUUCUCUCAGUAUGGUGAAGUAGCCAACAUAAACCUCGUGCGAGAUCGUGAUACAGGCAAACCCAAGGGUUUCGCUUUCCUCUGUUACGAGAAUCAAAAAAGCACAAUUCUUGCUACAGAUAAUUUGAACGGCAUCAAGCUUGGUGGCCGUACAAUUCGAGUCGAUCAUGUUGAAAAGUACAAGGUACCACAUAUGGGACUUUUGAAGGUUGGCAGGGAGAAUCCCGACCAAAUACCACCUUCGAAUUCUGUUUCUGACUUUGUUCGCCAGCACGGUUGCGGGCCCGAGGCAAUGCAGCACAUUUCCAGAUUUCAGAGGGCCAAGAAGGCUGGACGCACCGAACAGGUAUCAUCGAUGCAAUCCCGUCAGAGCCGGUCACGUUCUCCCGGAUUGGACCACGGUAGACGGCGCCAGUCGCGCUCGCCAUCACCCCCUCGAGGAGCAAGCAAACAUUUGCCUUCGAUAUCGCCUCCACGUGAAGCCUGUGGAUGUUCACCCCCGUCUCCGUGUUCACCAUCCCGACAGAGUGGCCACUCAUUCUCUCGAAUUUACCAUCUACCCCCACGAAUGAAGGAUUCGCCUCAGCUGCCACAGCGAUGUGCCGUUUUCUCUGCUCGAGGGAACUAUCGGCCAUUCCCCGUCUCCGCUUCUGUAAGGCGACUCCAGCCGUCCACAUCUGUGUCCCGAGAGCUGGAAGAAAGUCGACUUCCCUCACCUCCUCGUCAACGACCCCGACCUACUUCUCCAUUGUCUGCCAGGAGAGAAUUUGACCAUUUCGCGUCUUCCCCUUCCCCUUCUCGUGGAAGUCGACCUUCACCUGUCUCUCCACUCGCCCGCAAAGGACGCCUACCCUCCGUCUCCCCUUCGCGAAAAUCAGGUUUACCAUCAGUCUCCUUUUCAUUGA